AAAAUGGCAGCGAAUUUUUGCAAAAGAUUUUUAGCUGCAAAAGGUUUAAUUAAUGUAAAUAGAAAUCUUAAAAAUGUGCAACGUAAUUACGGUUACGAAAACAACACAACGCAUCAACCCUCAAAAACUUAUGGAAAAUAUUUAUGGAUUAUUGGCGGCGGUGCGACUGCGAUCAUUUGCAUAAAUUUAUUCAAAUCCGGGACUAAUUCAGUGAAAACAUUUAAUAUGAGACACUCAAAGUAUGAUGAAGAUUCAACAAUAAGCAAAUUAACAGCACGUGAAAGACGUUUUAUCAAGUUUGCGUCCAGUGAAUAUGACGGGCAAUUAUACAUGACACCACAAGAUUUUUUUUUAGAAUCAGUUGUCUAACAAGAACCCAGACCUCGCUUGAAACGUCGCAUACUAACUGAACGUGAUAUAAAUUCAAUGCGUGAUGAAACUCCACCGUUGAAGAAAGGUUCAAAUCAAUUGUCUAGAAAAUUAAGGGAUCGAGGUAGCUUCAUAUACACAUAAAGUUGAAUUUAGUGUUUUGGAAAAAAAUCUCGUCUUUUUCUUUUAGGCAUUAUUUCCUAUACCGAGUAUUUGUUUUUAUUAUCAAUUUUAACAAGUAAGUGAAGCAUAUAUCGGAAUUAACGUUCGUAUGUAUUAAAAACUCUGUGGAGAAUGUGAAAAACACCAUAAAAAGAAUUAGAAAUUAUUUAAUUUUUCUUCCACUCCUAAACAA
Glossina fuscipes is the source of this 724-nucleotide messenger RNA. RefSeq lists its product as uncharacterized. The record is from RefSeq and is a predicted model, not a curated record. Lineage: Eukaryota; Metazoa; Arthropoda; Insecta; Diptera; Glossinidae. The transcript is spliced from 3 exons. The coding region runs from base 4 to 369 and encodes 121 amino acids.